AUGGAAGUGACAAUCGAGAAAUCAGGAAGUGAAGCCAGCAGAAAAAUCUGUAUUCCAGUCAACCCCAAACAGGAUCUGAGACAAAUAUUCAACUGGUAUGACGAACACAUCAGACAUGAAAACGACUCCCUGCUUUUUGUAAGCAUCGUCAAACCUCAGUUCACAAUGCCUGUUUUGGUUGGGACCGCAAUUAAAAUCCCACGUACCAAUGUGAAUCGGGGGAAAGAAUUAUGUCGUGAGGCGAUGCGGCUUGCAAAGAAACACGGAUUCAGGGCAAACUCGUACACCUACGUUGGCACGAAUCAACAGAAGACUCUGACACAAUGUUUAGGAGAGUUGAAACCAGACCUGGUUCUAGUCGAAAAGCAAAUGAAGAAUAUAGUUCUGCGAAAACUUACUGGGGAUUGUCAAGAUCUGAGACAAAUAUUCAACUGGUAUGACGAACACAUCAAAAAUGAAAACGAUUCCCUGCUUUUUGUAAGCAUCGUCAAACCUCAGUUCACGAUGCCUGUUCUGGUUGGGACCGCAAUUGAAAUCUCACGUACUAAUGUGAAACAAGCGAAAGAAUUAUGUCGUGAGGCGAUGCGGCUUGCAAAGAAACACGAGCUCAAGGCGAACUCGUACAUUUACAUUGGUAUGAAUCAAAAGAAGACGCUAACACAAUGCCUGCGAGAGUUGAAACCAGACCUGGUUCUAAUCGAAAAGCAAAUGAAGAAUAUAGUUCUGCGGAAACUUACUGGGGAUUGUCAAGAUCGCAAACGUUCCGUCAAAAAUUCAGUUAAGCCGACCGACUUCUGCGUGCACUACGACGCAGACCUUUUCGGAGUCGAACUGAAAUUUGUUGGCAACAGUCUCAAAAGCACGGCUCCAAAAUACACUUCUAUUGCUGAUGAAACGUUAGCAAACAAACUGUCCAGGCCGCCGAUCAAAACAAAGACCAAAAAAUAUGUGGUUAUAAAUUACAACCAGUAG
Opisthorchis viverrini is the source of this 972-nucleotide messenger RNA. RefSeq lists its product as hypothetical. The record is from RefSeq and is a predicted model, not a curated record. Lineage: Eukaryota; Metazoa; Platyhelminthes; Trematoda; Opisthorchiida; Opisthorchiidae. The transcript has 4 exons. The coding region runs from base 1 to 972 and encodes 323 amino acids.